Molecule: messenger RNA, 5631 nt
Organism: Canis lupus familiaris (dog)
Lineage: Eukaryota; Metazoa; Chordata; Mammalia; Carnivora; Canidae
Gene: SMC5
Product: structural maintenance of chromosomes 5
Exons: 25
Coding region: 84-3404 (1106 amino acids)
Biological process (GO): double-strand break repair via homologous recombination
Cellular component (GO): Smc5-Smc6 complex
Molecular function (GO): ATP binding; ATP hydrolysis activity
Source: RefSeq, a predicted model, not a curated record
UUCGCGCGGGAGCCGGGCGCCGGGGCGCCGGGGCCGCAGGUCGGUGGGAACGGAAGCGCCCGCGGGGCGGCGGGGACGCCGGGAUGGCGACUCCGAGUAGGAAGUCGUCGGCCCCAGGCACCGUGGCCUCCAAGAGAGCUCUCCCGAGGGAUCCCUCGUCGGAGGUCCCGAGCAAGAGGAAGAGCUCGGCCCCGCCGGCGCCGCCGCCGCCGCCGCCGCUGCCAUCGUCCAGGCCUUUCGUGGAGGGCUCUAUCGUCCGCAUCGUGAUGGAGAACUUCUUAACGUAUGAUAUCUGUGAAGUGUCUCCUGGACCCCACCUGAAUAUGAUUAUUGGAGCUAAUGGAACAGGGAAGUCUAGCAUCGUGUGUGCCAUUUGUCUUGGAUUAGCAGGCAAACCUGCUUUCAUGGGACGAGCAGAUAAGGUUGGCUUUUUUGUGAAGAGAGGAUGUUCCAAGGGAAUGGUUGAAAUUGAAUUAUUUAGAACUUCUGGAAACCUUAUAAUCACCCGCGAGAUUGAUGUGGCAAAAAAUCAGUCAUCUUGGUUCAUCAACAAAAAAUCUACAACCCAGAAAGUAGUAGAAGAGCAAGUUGCAGCCUUAAACAUUCAAGUGGGCAAUCUUUGCCAAUUUCUACCUCAGGAUAAAGUUGGAGAAUUUGCUAAACUGAGUAAAAUUGAACUCCUUGAAGCUACUGAGAAGUCUAUUGGUCCUCCAGAAAUGCACAGAUACCAUUGUGAACUCAAAAACUUCAGGGAGAAAGAAAAACAACUAGAGACCUCGUGCAAAGAGAAAACUGAAUAUCUAGAGAAAAUGAUUCAGAGAAAUGAAAGAUACAAACAAGAUGUGGAGAGGUUCUAUGAACGUAAGCGACAUUUAGAUUUGAUUGAGAUGCUUGAAGCUAAAAGGCCAUGGGUGGAAUAUGAAAACGUUCGUCAGGAGUAUGAAGAAGUAAAACUAGCUCGUGACCGAGUGAAGGAAGAGGUGAGGAAACUGAAGGAAGGGCAGAUCCCCAUGACACGUCGAAUUGAAGAAAUUGAGAGGCAGCGGCACACUUUGGAGGCUCGAAUCAAAGAGAAGGCAACAGAUAUUAAGGAGACCUCUCAAAAAUGUAAACAAAAGCAAGAUAUUAUAGAAAGGAAAGAUAAACAGAUUGAGGAACUUCAGCAGGCAUUAACGGUAAAACAGAAUGAAGAACACGACCGGCAAAGGAGGAUAAGUAACACUCGGAAGAUGAUAGAAGAUUUGCAGAAUGAACUGAAGACUACAGAAAACUGUGAGAAUCUUCAGCCCCAGAUCGAUGCCAUUACAAAUGAUUUGAGACGAGUUCAAGAUGAAAAGGCAUUAUGUGAAGGCGAGGUGAUUGAUAAGCGAGGAGAGAAGGAAAGCCUAGAGAAGGAGAGAAAGAGUGUAGGUGAUAAUAUUGUACGGUUUGACAAUCUUAUGAAUCAGAAGGAAGAUAAGUUGAGACAAAGAUACCGUGAUACAUAUGAUGCUGUUUUGUGGCUGAGAAAUAACCGGGACAAAUUUAAGCAAAGAGUAUGUGAGCCUAUAAUGCUCACGAUCAAUAUGAAGGAUAAUAAAAAUGCCAAGUAUAUUGAAAAUCAUAUUUCAUCAAAUGACUUGAGAGCUUUUGUAUUUGAGAGUCAAGAAGAUAUGGAGAUUUUCCUCAAAGAGAUUCGUGACAAUAAAAAAUUGAGAGUAAAUGCUGUCAUUGCUCCCAAGAGUUCAUACGCAGACAAAGCACCUUCAAGAUCUCUGAAUGAGCUAAAACCAUAUGGAUUUUUCUCUUACUUGCGAGAAUUAUUUGAUGCACCUGAUCCUGUCAUGAGCUUCCUUUGCUGCCAUUAUCAUAUUCAUGAAGUUCCUGUAGGAACUGAAAGGACCAGAGAAAGAAUUGAACGGGUAAUACAAGAAACCCGGUUAAAACAAAUGUAUACAGCAGAAGAAAAGUAUGUGGUGAAAACUUCCUUCUAUUCGAACAAAGUUAUUUCUAGUAACACAUCGCUAAAAGUAGCCCAGUUUCUCACAGUCACUGUGGAUCUAGAGCAAAGACGACACUUGGAAGAACAGCUGAAGGAAAUUAAUAGAAAAUUGCAAGCAGUGGAAGCAGGGUUGAUUGCCCUAUGUGAGCGAAACAAACAUCUAGAACACAAAGACAAUGAACUUAGACAAAAGAAGAAGGAGCUUCUUGAAAGGAAAACCAAGAAGAGACAACUGGAACAAAAAAUUAGUUCCAAACUAGGAAGUUUAAAACUGAUGGAACAGGAUACUUGCAACCUUGAAGAGGAAGAGCGAAAAGCAAGUACCAAAAUCAAAGAAAUAAAUGUUCAAAAAGCAAAACUUGUUACUGAAUUAACAAACUUUGUAAAGAUUUGUACUUCUUUGCAUAUACAAAAAGUUGAUUUAAUUCUUCAAAAUACUACAGUGAUCUCUGAGAAGAACAAAUUAGAAUCAGAUUACAUGGCUGCUUCAUCACAACUUCGUAUAACAGAGCAACAUUUCAUUGAGCUGGAUGAAAGUCGACAGAGAUUAUUGCAGAAAUGCAAGGAGCUGAUGAAGAGAGCUAGGCAAGUAUGUAACCUGGGUGCAGAGCAGACAGUUCCUCAAGAAUACCAGACACAAGUACCCACCAUUCCAAAUGGACACAACUCCUCACCCCCCAUGGCUUUCCAGGAUCUUCCAAACACAUUGGAUGAAAUUGAUGCUUUAUUAACUGAAGAAAGAUCAAGAGCUUCUUGCUUCACGGGACUGAAUCCUACAGUUGUUGAAGAAUACACAAAAAGAGAAGAAGAAAUAGAGCAAUUAACUGAGGAACUAAAGAUAAAGAAGGUUGAACUGGAUAAAUACAGGGAAAACAUUUCACAGGUAAAAGAAAGGUGGCUUAAUCCUUUAAAAGAACUUGUAGAAAAAAUUAAUGAAAAAUUCAGCAAUUUUUUCAGUUCCAUGCAAUGUGCUGGUGAAGUUGAUCUACAUACAGAAAAUGAGGAAGACUAUGAUAAAUACGGAAUUCGAAUUCGAGUCAAAUUUCGCAGCAGUACGCAGCUGCACGAAUUAACCCCACACCAUCAGAGUGGAGGUGAAAGAAGUGUUUCCACCAUGUUGUACUUGAUGGCGCUCCAGGAGCUUAAUCGAUGUCCAUUUAGAGUAGUUGAUGAAAUCAAUCAGGGAAUGGACCCGAUCAAUGAACGGAGAGUGUUUGAAAUGGUUGUAAAUACUGCUUGUAAAGAAAAUACAUCUCAGUACUUCUUUAUUACACCAAAGCUCCUGCAGAAUCUUCCUUAUUCUGAGAAGAUGACCGUAUUGUUUGUCUACAAUGGUCCUCAUAUGUUGGAACCUAACAGAUGGAAUUUAAAGGCUUUCCAAAGGCGGCGGCGCCGUAUCACAUUCACUCAACCUUCUCAAUAAAAGUAAAGAGCAGAAACGGAGCAUUUUUGGUUAACUCCUGUUUAUGAGUAUGGCUCACCUGAAUAAAAGAUUCGUUAAGACUAAGAGAUGGGUCAUUUUUGGAAACCUGUUAAAUACAAAUGGGUUGAUGGAUGGAGACCAUAGUCACUCUUUCUAUGGGGGCCUCAUCUGACAGUAGAAAUUAAGUCUUCAGUUUCUGUUGAGCUCAAGUCCUUGGCUCUCUGCCUAUGAGUCAUUGGGUUCCCAUGGUAAAAGGUAUUCACUGUUUCACAUCACAGGUACAGGGGAAGGGGUGACCCAGCACAGGAAGUGUGGGUGACCUGGUGAUCCCGAGCUUCAAUUCCAGAGUCACUUUAAUUACUUUCAGAGUCUAAAGAGGACUCUACAGCUAAAGUCCUCCCAGUAUAAUAUUUAAUUUAAAAAAAGAAUCAAUAUGGAAAUGUCUAGACUAAUGUAUAAUAAUAAUUUAUGACAAAUCUAUUUCUUCCUAUUAAGAAGGAUUACCUUAUCUCACCAGGAAAUGGAAUUUUAUGGGCCUUUAAAAAUUUUUUUUACAAAACGACAUUAUAAUUGUAUCAGUAUCUCAAGGGAAAUAUGUACUGGGCUUUAGAAAUGGUAGGGGAAAGUCUUUGAAAUGCCACAAGGUGGCCACUAGAUGAUGCAGUGUGCAACCAAAAGAUUGACAGGAAAAAAUCAAGUGAUAAGGGUUUUUAAAGAAUAACCUGGAAAAGUGUGUGUGGGUUUGGUGUUUUGUUUUGUUUAGUUUUUUUAAUUUAAAGUCAAUUGUAUUUUACAUCUUCAAUUUCUAAAAGCAUUUUUAUAAUUAUUUUUAGUAGGAUUUUUUCUUAAAAUUUCAUAUACUGGUUUCUACAAUUUAUAUUUGAAAAUUUUCAGUGUUAUUUCAAGAGUGAGGGAAAUAUUGAUUUGUUUUAAAACACAAUACUUCUAGAACCUGAACUUUUAGGUCCUUCCUUACAGUGUUGACCCUACCCAACUGUCUUAAAAAAUCUAGUUUAAACUGGUUUUUUUUUUUUUUUUUUUUUUUUUGGAGCAAGAAAGAAUUAGAUGAGAGAAUCAUUUGUUCCUCUGAGUUACACUAAUAGUGCCAAAACUAUUUUAAAAAAAAUAAAUCCAUUGGACUAAUCCAAGAACAUGUCUCUGAACAGUUGAAUUGGAUCUCUGCCAGUAAUGACAAAAUUAUUUUUUAGUUGGUAGCUUGAAUAAAUUGAAGAAUUGCAUUCAGUUUCGUAUAUUCAUCACUAGCCAUGGAAAUUUGUAUUAUUAGGUUAAAAAAAUAAUGAACCCUAGUCUAUAUCCUCUCACCUGGACAUUUUCUCUUUAAAAAGGUAUUUUUUUUCUUGAGAAAAUUUUAAGAGAGCCUUCUACUCUUAGCCUAAUGCAUGUAUUAUGAAAAUAUUUUAAAAUAACAUUUUUUUACUAGUGUAACAACUCACGUAAAAGUUGAAAAACUUGGUAACCUACUAGUAGGUGGAUCUUGUUACCAAAUAUUUGUUGUUUAAUACUUUGUUUUCCACCAAAAUAUCUUUACUAAUAUGUGCUUACUGUCAUUUGUUUUUUGUCUGAGUUAGUGCCAGUCAUCUUACUUCUGCAAAAUGAUUAUCAGUGUGAAAAAAGGAGCUUGAAGAUGAGUGCGUUUGGGGGGGUGGGGGGAUGAUCAAGUACAUUUCCGUUUACAUAUGGCAGUAAUUAUUCCUAUAACUUGUUUGUAAGCAUUUUAUAUUUCUCUACUGGACAAAGUUAAUACUUGGUUUUACAUUGGAUUUUGAGCUGUAAAGGAAAAAUUAUGUAUCAUUUUAACAUAAGAGAAUAAGAAGUGUAGCACAUUAUAUAUACUCAGCCACUUAAAACUUCAUAUAUUUUCUGCAAAAGUUGAUUUCUAAUUACAAACAAAAUGUAAAAACACCAAGUCUGAUUUGAUGAAUAAAAUAUUUAAAACCUGAAGGUGACAGGUAUCCUCAUCGAUUUGCCUAAGGAGAGUGUCUCUAUUCACAGAUUUGUAGUGUUCGAAGUUUUUUUUUGUUUUGUUUUGUUUUGUUUUUUUUGCUGCUUUCUGAUUUGCUUACUUUCUUUGGAAUACGGAUCUUUAGUAUGUGAAAAAUGUAAUUUUGUCCUGCUAUAGUGUGUGUCUGUGUGUGUGUGUAUAACUGGGGAAAAAAAUCUGUGGGAAAUGCUACUUUGUUGGUAAUAAAUGCAUAUUUUCAUAUUC